UCAUAUAGCAAUGACAGCUGUCUCAAGUUGUUUGAGUCUGCUUCCCGUGCCUCUUGGAGACUCAGCAUCUGGGCCAUGGCAAUAAUGAAGAGUCGGGCAUUUCUCCUCCUGCUAGCAGUGAUUUCCAGUCUAGCAUCUGGAUCUUUGUAUGGCCCUGCAGAUUCCUGUGAAAGGCGAUGUAAUGAAAAAUAUAACCGGAGAGAUGUUUGCCAUUGUGAUAAUAACUGUGAACAAAAUCAGAACUGCUGUGAAGAUUACCAUAUCCACUGCUUAAAAGUUACUACAGAUGGCAAAGAAAAGGAGAGAUUCUCAACCAGAGACAAUACUAUAACAAAUGAAGAGCUACAAGAAGAAUCAGAGAAGAUUUACCACAAUGACCUCAACAGAGCAGAGGAGACUGACAUUACCCUGAACAAGCAAUACUUAACUUCCAAGACAAGUGGGCAUGAAGAUCAUUCCACAGAUCAGCUCUUCACUUAUGUCAACCAUGAGAAGCUCUUCUCAAGACCGACUUAUGCCAGUUUCAUCAAGCUGUUGGAUAAUUACCAUGCAAAAGUCGGGACAGAGGAGAAAUUCACAAAAGAACAGAUGAAGGAACAGGACAUUUUCCUCCAGGAGAUCAUGAAGACCAAGGUCAUGAAAGAGCUAUAUAAGUUUCUUCACAGCAAAAAUCGUUAUGAGACAGAAGCAGAAUUUGUUGAUGAUCUUAAGAAGAUGUGGUUUGGCCUUUAUUCCAGAGGGAAUGGUGAUGAUGGUGACUCCAGUGGCUUUGAGCAUGUCUUUCUAGGAGAAAUCAAGAAAGGAAAAGUAACUGGAUUCCACAACUGGAUUCGUUUCUACCUUCUGGAGAAACAGGGCAUAGUUAACUAUUCCAGCUACAGCUAUGAUGGUCCGUGGACCUCAUAUCCAGAUGUGCUGGGGAUGCAAUUCAACUGGGAUGGAUUUUACAAGGAGGUUGGAAGUGCCUUUAUUGGAAGCAGUCCUGAGUUUGAAUUUGGCCUCUAUUCGCUGUGUUUCAUUGCUCGGCCUGGAAAAGUGUGUCAUCUGAAAAUUGGAGGCCACAAUCUGGAUAUCCAAACAUAUACUUGGGAUAAAUCCACUUAUGGCAAUGGCAAAAAGUAUAUUGCCACAGCUUAUGUGGUUACCCCAUGAGGCUGCAAGAUUUAAAAAAAAAAAAACUUCUGAAUAACCCAAAUGCAGUCUACAGAAUGUCCAAUGUUUCUCUUCAUGCCAUCCGGCAAGUGCUCUACAUUGUAUAUGUUCUUUGAUCUUUUGAUGUUGGAUUAAUGAUAGAUGGAAUGGGUCAUGAGAUUAGAAAUCUACAAGUCAUUGGAAGGCUAUAGUUCAGCUGGAAGGCAUAGAUACCAAGUAACUUUUUCUGGAGAUGAUACAAGUUUCACAUAAAGUAAAAAGAGAAUGGAUGGUGAAAUAAUGUUUGACGAAAAAUGAACAAUAGAGAGCAGGCAAGUUCUGAACAAUUGCCAACCACUGUCUUUUCUUUGAAAUAAAUCUGCUUUCUAUUUAGACAAAACAGAACAAAGAAACUAUGUACACCCCCCCCCACACA
This is a messenger RNA of Candoia aspera, 1567 nucleotides long. It is a transcript of the gene ENDOU, whose product is annotated as endonuclease, poly(U) specific. The coding region runs from base 76 to 1152 and encodes 358 amino acids. The transcript is spliced from 9 exons. The record is from RefSeq and is a predicted model, not a curated record. Gene Ontology annotation, molecular function: RNA endonuclease activity. Lineage: Eukaryota; Metazoa; Chordata; Lepidosauria; Squamata; Candoiidae.